AUGGAUGAUAAGCCAACGCCGUCUUCUUUGGGCGAUAUCGACGCUACAGUACCUACAUCUAAUCCGGAAAGCAUUGCGCCUCUCAGUGUACGCUCCGACGCGGAUCAUGUUCCGCACUCCCACAUCGGAGUACACCACGCGCAUUCUGAAGCACUGAUACAUGGCCACUCCGCAACGGACAUUGUCACCUCUAUGCAAACGAUCCAGCCCAGUGCCUUGACAGUUGAAGAUGCCGAGGAGAUCCCCGUCGGAUCAGUUCAUCUUGGGCCGUCCGAAUUCGCGGUCACCCUCCCUAUGGAUUCGCGCGUAAAAGAUUAUUAUGAGAGGGUCAUAGCAGAUGCAUCUCCAAUGCUGAAAGAUAUCUUGCCAGGCUCGGCGCGCUUUACCCAGAUGGCGUCUUCAAAGCGGGACUCACUUCUGUCUAAGAUUCAAGAAAUUGUGAUCAAGUUGAACAAUGUAGCAAUUCAUCCAGAUCUGAACAUUGUUCAACAUGUGUUAUACGAAGACUCCAAGCUCGAUCGGGAGGCCGAGUGGGCUGAGUACUCGAGCGCCAAGUUUCGAUUACUUGGAUGGCUAAUCAGAGUGGGCUGUGAUCAUGAUCUCCAUGUGAUUCUUGCUGUUUCAGGCGACGAUAAACGUCGCAUUCUUGAACGUUACCUUCUCGGAAAAGGCUUCAAAUACACCAAGCCCCGAGACCAACUUGGGGGCAACAUGGAGAUUUCACUGCAAAAGGAUGCCUUGAGCUUUGCCAUUCAUUUCGAUGACAGUGUGCGGGAGACCUUCAGACCGCCAUCUGCUGUAUUUGUAUUUGACACAUCCUACAAGCUCGAAAGCCCCGCUGUCCAGCAUAUGAGGACAACUUACUCAAGGAACGGCGCCCUUCUGCCCGUGAUCUGGUUUCUCAUCUCCAAUUCGUGUGAGCACAUUGAGCGUUGUCUACCUCCACUUCCAGAAUCCGAGCGACUGGGUCUUCUCAUGCAGUACACUGCUUCGCUUGUUGAAGAAGUCGGAGACCUUCAGGACGAUGCUUUGAAUGUGUGCGAAGACGCCGAGGAAAUUCUGCGUUUUCUGUCAGACCCAUUUGCUGCCUGGUCGCUGCCAAUCAUCGAGCCUCUGCCACUUGUUUCUUCUAACGAAUCAGGUUCAACCCCUCUCUCUUCUGACGAAGUUGUGCGUGGUGCCCAGAAACGUGCUUUGGAGCAUGACCAAGAUUUUGAGGAUUACCUUUUGAAAAGGGCGAAAUUCGAUACUCAAGACACAAGUCAAAUGACACAAUCAACAAAGCCUCCCAGCCAGAGUCUUGAUCACGACCUUCAAUCACUGGAGAAAAAUCUCGUGCAAAUGAAGGCUAUUCAUGAAUCGGAGAAAAACGCUCUCCAGAACGAGUUGUCUCAAAGUCUUGCUCGCCUGCGGCAACUGGAAGCUUCUCUUGGCGAUGUGCAGCACCGUUACGAAAGUCGGACAAGAGAAUUACACAAAAUCCGUCAAGAACGCGACAAAUUGAUCGAUGGCAAAACGGCCUUGGAGCAAAAAGUUGAAAAGCAAAAGGAGGGGAGUUUGAAGUUGAAGGAAGAGCGCGUUCAGCUUCAAGCGGAGCUGGAAAAGACACGACAGGAAAUCAAAGAUGGCGGUGGCCCCCUCUCCGAACUCGAAUUGCUUCGGGAAGAGAAUCGCCGUCUAACAGCGGAGAAAGCUAGCCUCGAGCGAAAGGCAGAAUAUGAAAAGAACCAGGCGGAAUACACACGCGAGCAGUACCAGACUGCAUCUCGAGUUGCCGCGCAGGCAGGCAGCGAACUUCGUCAACUGCGGGACGAAAAAGAGUCAUUGGCGCGCAAAGUCCAGGGCAACGCCGUCCAGCUGCGGGAGAUGAAUAACAAAACCGAUUCAUUGCGCCAUCUUGCUAGAAUCAGCGAGCUGGAGCUAAUCCUCGCGUCCCGUGAUGAUCUUUUGCGGAAGAAAGAAGACGAGUUACGUGAAAUCCGCAAGAACCGACCAUCAACCCGUUCCACCAGCACUCAGCCUCGUAGUCCAAAGUGGGCUACGAGUAGCCGACCCACGAGCCCGGGAGUUGGCUACAACAGCAACGGCAACGGCAAUGGCAACGGGAAUGGAAAUGGUCUUGCUGGUCGAGGCAGUGCGUUACGGUUUAGCUCUGAAAUGCCGUUCUAA
Penicillium oxalicum is the source of this 2169-nucleotide messenger RNA. RefSeq lists its product as uncharacterized. Lineage: Eukaryota; Fungi; Ascomycota; Eurotiomycetes; Eurotiales; Aspergillaceae. The coding region runs from base 1 to 2169 and encodes 722 amino acids. The transcript has 3 exons. The record is from RefSeq and is a predicted model, not a curated record. Gene Ontology annotation, cellular component: HDA1 complex.